Mercenaria mercenaria is the source of this 935-nucleotide messenger RNA. RefSeq names its product very low-density lipoprotein receptor-like. The record is from RefSeq and is a predicted model, not a curated record. Lineage: Eukaryota; Metazoa; Mollusca; Bivalvia; Venerida; Veneridae. The coding region runs from base 9 to 935 and encodes 308 amino acids. The transcript is spliced from 6 exons. Gene Ontology annotation, molecular function: protein binding. Gene Ontology annotation, cellular component: plasma membrane.
UGCAUCCAAUGAUGAAAUCACAUAUCAAUAAAACCACUUACGACAAUACAACAAAUUCGACAAAGUCUUCAUUUGAGAUAGGAUCAUACUUCAGAUGUAAAACACAGGAAUGGAUAUCUAUUCUUGCAAAGUGUGACGGUGUAAUAGACUGUUUUGACGCUUCAGACGAAAUAGAAGAUUGUUAUGGAGGAAAUUUUGGAGAUCUUGUUUGUAGUAAGGAACAAUUCCAAUGUGCUGAUGGAGACUGCAUUCAUAUAAGUCAAGUAUGUAACUUUAUAGAUGAUUGCAUUGAUGGAUCGGAUGAAUAUUGCGAAAUUGUGCAGUGCUCAUCUCUGACCGAGUUUCGCUGCAACGAUGGACUAUGCAUUCCGUUACAUCAACGAUGUGAUUCUGUUCAGCACUGUAACGAUGGUUCUGAUGAAUUUGCUUGUGAGGAAUGCCAACUGGAUAUUGCCUUUCACUGUGACGUUGGAAGGUGCAUACCAAUGCGUCUUAAAUGUGACAAUUAUGACCAUUGUGAAGAUGGAACUGACGAACAUGCUUGUGGCAACAGGGUUUACACAUCAUGUCAAGAUGUUUGGGAAGCCGGAUUCCGAAAAUCGGGAUACUAUAUGAUAGGAAAUGUGAAAGUUGAGUGCAUGUUUGGUGACGUUUACAAGAAGAGUACGAUCACCACUGUCUUCACGUUUGACUUCCAUUAUACAUCAUUUUUAUUUUAUUGGGUGCGCUUUCGGGAAGCCCAUUUUUACAACAUACCAACUACAGCUAAAGAGAGUACGAUCAAUUUUGCAAUCUACAACAGAGAUAGUAGUAGCUGUAUUCAGCAGUUGAAGCCUCGGCGGGAUCAGGAAGUCCCGGUUCCAACGGCGGAGGGUGGCAACUUUGCCAUUUUUCAACCAUUGAAAAAUACUAGUCAUAUCGUCAACGAUAGAUAG